CUCGGCAUCCCCCAUCCCCCAUCGCUCUAUGUGCUUCCAUACAGCCCUGAAAAAUCAACCGGAGGAAACCUUCACAGAGGAGAAAAGAGUAACCCUUACCAACCCAGGAAGAUCGCUCUAAACCGUUAUCAUAGAUUGGAUCUGGGCGAACUAUCUAAACCAUCUCACACUGAUUUGCAUAUCCAUUCCUCCUACCUCCUUCAUUUGCCUUUCCCUCACUGAGAAUGGCAAGCGGGCAUCCCACUGACAAAUUCAGUUUUCUGUACCCAACAGACACCAGUCAGAACAUUAAGAGUAAGAACAGGCUGUCUUCCACCAUGAACCCGGUGUACAGUCCAGUGCAGCCGGGAAACCCGUAUGGAAAUCCCAAGAAUAUGGCAUACACAGGUUAUCCAGCUGGUUAUCCAACAACUGCCCCGACUUACACAGCCAAUCUCUAUCAGACAGGGAGUCCAGGAUACCCACCAGUGCUGCUGGUGAAGCAGGCCUGGCCCCAGACGGCAUCAGCUCCGGCAGAAGGCUCCUAUGACCUGGCCGUGGACGCAGGCUCAGAGAGCAGGCAGUACCAGGCCUCAUCGACAGCAUUCAGAUAUACUGCAGGAACACCUUAUAAAGUGCCCCCCACUCAGACCAAUGGAGCCCCUCCUCCCUACUCCCCAUCCCCUAAUCCGUAUCAGACGGCUAUGUACCCCAUUAGAAGUGCCUACCCACAGCAGAACCUCUAUGCUCAGGGUGCUUACUACACACAGCCGGUGUAUGCCGCCCAGCCUCAUGUAAUCCACCACACCACCGUGGUUCAGCCCAACAGCAUCCCUUCUGCCAUCUACCCAGCUCCUGUACCCACGCCACGCUCCAAUGGCAUGGCCAUGGGCAUGGUGGCCGGAACAACGAUGGCCAUGUCUGCCGGGACUUUGCUGACUACCCCUCAGCACACUCCAAUUGGAGCACACCCCGUCACCGUGCCAACGUACCGACCCCAAGGAACACCUGGGUACAGCUAUGUGCCACCUCACUGGUAGAGAGCUCACCUGCCAAUCAUAUCUGGAGUCAAACAUUGUAUGCAACUACUCAAGUCUUACAUCGGCGCUCUGUACGCAACAGAAACGUGCCACGUCUGUUUGCAAGAACAAAAGAGAAAAAGUGCAAGGGUCACUUUAUGCAUUCUUACGUGUUUUUGUAAAAGCUGCUUUUUUAUCUUUUAUUUAAUUUUUCUUUAUUCUCAUUUUUUGGGAUGAUGUUCUGCAUUAGUUUAUUUUAAUUCUCAUUGUUCCAUUGUUACUUCUGUAUGAACUCCAGAAUGAUUUCGACCAAUCACGCCUAUUCAAACAAUUUGUCUUUUGUGUUCAGUAUAAACGCUGGUGUAUAGGAAUUUACCAAUGCAAUAUCAGCACCCCUCGGAUCAUAAUCAUCCAAUUAUGCUGCCAAAUUUUUAAACCUUUAGAUAUUAGCACAGGGUUUUUUUUUUAUUUUUCUUAUUUAUAGCGUAUUUUAAUUUCGGCCUUCCCAGUUCCCACACAAAAUCUUUUUUUAUGUCUUUUUUUAAGGACAUUUCAUUUCGUCAGUUUUCCCUAAUUUCAUUCAUCUUCUAUCCUCGAUAACAAGGUUGUCUUCCAGCUUGUAGCUGUUCAUGUAGAUUUGCAAGGAAUAUAUCAUUCGUAGGGCCAUGCAAACAUGGUUUAACCUUCAUUAGAAUAUCGAGUGCAUACAGUAAUCUUAGUUAUUUACUGAAUAGAUAAAGUUAGCGUGAGCCGGUUACUUUAUUAGCUUAUGUGUCAGGAUAGCGUAAGCUUCUAAACUGUAAUGUGUAUAUUCGAUUUAUAUAAAUGUGCGCGCAUGGGUGCUCUUGUAAGGAACGUGGCGGUGCACAAGCAUGCGCUCACGGUGAAAACACACAAACACAGUUUGUGGCGUAGAAUAUUGAGAAAAAAAACUAUCAGUGGCACUUAGCUGGGGCCUCUGGUGUGAUGUCAUGCCAGUGGCAUUAAACCUAAUCAAAAUAUGUGCCAACUUUGAGGCCAGACACGAUGGACGCUACUUUAACAGAACGAUUAGGAUUGCAUACAGGAUUCAAAGGGAUUUUAUCGCAACAUAGACAGCACUAAAAGCUAAAGAAAGGAAGAGACUUACAAACGAUUGUGUAGCAUUAAAGGGAUAGUUCACCCAAAAAUUGAGUUACUUAACGUCAUACCAUUCCAAUGCCAUAUGACUGUCUUUCUUCUGUGGAACACAAAAGGUGAAGUUUAACAGAAUGUAAAUAACUCCUUUUGUUUUCAGCGGAAGCAUGAAAGUCAAUGGAUUUUGACAUAUUAGGGUAAGUAAAUGAUGACAGAAUUUUCAUUUUUGGGUGAACUGUUCUUUUAAUCUGCAAUCAGCUCCUGGAUUAGAGUGGGUCUCAUCUAACCCCGGUUCUUCUGUGAAUUCUUGGGCCUAUAGGCCUGUAGUUGCACAGAUUUUAGGAGUAGAAAUGGAGUUGUUCAAUGCAAUAAUCCGAACGGCCUGCUUGAAUGGCUUUUAAUUGUAAUUUACAGCAUUUUUAGAGAGAGAAAAGAACAAAUUUUGAUUUCCUAUCCCAAGGGCCUCACCUGUAUCCAUGACUGGCGUACUCAGAAGUGACAUAUCAUGUAUUCUAUGAAAUGUUAUCAUACUGAAGCAUUGCACAAUGACAAAUAGACAUAACUUAAUAACCAAUUAUACGGUACACUCUCAUAUUUAAAGAUGUAAUUAAGAAAAUCAAGCAUUUACUCUAUGAACCAUUAGUCUUGGUAAUGUCUCUGGAAGUAAUAUUAUUGUCCAUACAAAACAGUAUCACUCUUUUUGUUAUGUUUGUUGGCUAGUCAACCACUAUUUCAAUAUAGUUAGCUCAAAGUGGGGAGAACUGAUUCUCUGAUCUUAUGUGAAAGUUAUAACGUCUUGUAAUGCAUGUGUCAUGUGGGUGAAUGCAGUAGUGUAAUCAGAUGGAAACAAUGCCCAUAUGCGUGGUUGCAUCAUGUUGAAUUGCAGCUUAUGGGUUGCUUUAAAAUGCAUUACAUUGAAACACAUUCCCUUCGAUGUUCAGUUUAAGUAAAGGGAAAGAGUAAUGGCAUAAGACAGAAAUUGCACAAAAGCAACAUUAAAAAAUAUACUUAGCAUAAAGAAAAUGAACCAUUUUUUGCAAUUUGACAUUAUUUUCAUGACAAAUUAGCACAUUUUUCAUAAAAGUCUCAUUACCGUAAUGCAUCCAGGCAUUUUAUAUUUGCAUUUUUUGUAAUUCCUGUUAUUUUCAGUGAUUCUCAUUAAAUCUUCUGUACUGUAAUACAUUAUUUUGCUGUAUUACAUAAAAACAUCAGCAUAAAUUAAAGGCAGUUCAGUAAAUA
Molecule: messenger RNA, 3353 nt
Organism: Myxocyprinus asiaticus (Chinese sucker)
Lineage: Eukaryota; Metazoa; Chordata; Actinopteri; Cypriniformes; Catostomidae
Product: protein FAM168A-like
Exons: 9
Coding region: 225-1019 (264 amino acids)
Biological process (GO): positive regulation of base-excision repair
Source: RefSeq, a predicted model, not a curated record